Molecule: messenger RNA, 860 nt
Organism: Rubroshorea leprosula
Lineage: Eukaryota; Viridiplantae; Streptophyta; Magnoliopsida; Malvales; Dipterocarpaceae
Source: the annotation of a GenBank genome assembly
UUUCCUCUCAUAUUUCUUCAUCUUUUUACAUUUCCAAAAAGAACAAAACAAAAAAAAGGGCAUGAAAAUGAAAAUUUCUCCCAUGUUCAUUUCACAUCUACAUCACAUUUUCCAUCCCAUGUCAAAUUUACAUUCAUUUCAUGCUCAUUUCAUGUUUGGAAUAAAAUCAAAUUUGAUCCUCAUAUUUUCUUGUUCUUCAAUCAAGUCCUUUAAGUCAUGAUUUUCAAAAAAAAAAAAAAAAAAAUGUACAAGCUCUCAUUCGAAGAAGUUCUCACCAUCUUGCAUUUGGUUACAUGUUUCAAACUUGUGGGCCUUAUUCAACUAAAUCCAAAGCAUUUCACAUUUUUGAAAGAAAAAGAAAAAGAAAAAAAGCAUCCAUGUUUAUUUCUUUUCUUGCACUCCCAUAAUCUUGUUUGAUUCUCUGCCUUUGACAAUUGAAAUAUGGAUUCAUACAUGGUCAAGCACGAUUCCUCAUCAAUCAAGACAACUUUUGAAAUAUUCAUCCAUGGAGAAAGCUUUGACCAACAAAGGAUUCAGGAGAUCUUCAAUUGCAAGCGUUUUCUCCAUUGUGGACAAUUGCCAAGUCAAGAACUGAAAGCAGCCUCGAAGAUCAAAAGCUCAAGCACAUCACACUUCAUGUUGCUCCAACAAUCAAGGAAAAGAAUGGAACUUCUCAUUAGACAAUUGUACUUUGAAAGAUCUAGGAGUCAGAUGCUACCAUGUUGAUGUACUUAGUGUGAUGUACUAGGCUUUUAUGCUGUAAUGAAUGACCAUCUUUGUAAUGUAUGUUGAACUGCUUGUAAGUGUCUACAGCCCUUGGAGUCUAUGGAAAUCUCAAGGCGUUCAAAGAUAUUUUGCUU